CUACGAUUGAAUACGAAGCAGAGCUGCGUCACAAAAACGAGUUAAAACAGAUUGAGGCGCGCCUUCGUGGUGAGGCACAAGUUGAAAGGGAAAACAGGGAGAUACGCUUGGAGAGGUCUCGUGUUGAAGCUCGGGAACAUCGUGAAACAAUAUUGGAGUCUAUUAGAACUGCAGGCUCUGUGCUUGGCGCCGGUUUUGAUGCUUUCCUUGCCGAUCGCCAGAAAACUUUAAAAAGAACUUUUUCGCGUCCCGGAAAUCCAUUAGAGGGAAUUAUUCUCGAGCCGACGUUAGAGGCGCAGUUGCGCAAGAUUGCAAUUGCUACUCGUCACACGAAAGCCAACAAGGGUUUUUAUCGCAACAGUUUAGCCACGCAUUCCGGCCUGGACUAUGCCAUAUUGACCGGUGGUGAUAUUGCGCCCAUGGGUAGCGACGGUGUCACCGCCGUGCACAAGGUCUUUAACUGGGCCCAGACCAGCCGCAGAGGGGUUCUUCUGUUUGUCGAUGAAGCUGACGCCUUUCUUCGUAAACGCGAACAAGAGCGCAUCAGUGAGGGAAUGAGAGCUACCUUGAACGCCUUUCUGUACCGCACGGGUGAGCAGUCCCAUAAGUUCAUGCUCGUGCUUGCGAGUAAUCAACCGGAGCAGUUUGACUGGGCUAUAAACGACCGAAUGGACGAACUUGUAUACUUCGACUUACCCAAGGAGCAGGAGCGCGAACGUAUGAUUCGCCAUUACUUCGACUUGUUCAUCUUGCAACCCUCAAUGGACAAACGACAGCGAAUCAGAUUGGCCGAUGGCAUCGACUACACAGCAAAGUGUGUUGGUGUGGCUAAGCGUACCCCCGGCUUGUCCGGCCGCGAACUCUCCAAGAUUGCGGUCGCAUGGCAGACUGCUGCAUACUCAAGCGAAGAUGGAACCCUAACGGAGGCUAUGAUGGAUACUAUCGUGGACAAUGCCGUAGCCGCAAAUGCCAAGAAGCGUGCCUGGCGACAGCAUCGCCUUCCAGACGCCGGGUCGCCGUAA
Messenger RNA from Dibothriocephalus latus, 1022 nucleotides. The record is from the annotation of a GenBank genome assembly. NCBI's taxonomy places the organism in Eukaryota, Metazoa, Platyhelminthes, Cestoda, Diphyllobothriidea, Diphyllobothriidae.